This is a messenger RNA of Acanthochromis polyacanthus (spiny chromis), 4851 nucleotides long. It is a transcript of the gene hoxc1a, whose product is annotated as homeobox C1a. Gene Ontology annotation, molecular function: DNA-binding transcription factor activity, RNA polymerase II-specific; RNA polymerase II cis-regulatory region sequence-specific DNA binding. NCBI's taxonomy places the organism in Eukaryota, Metazoa, Chordata, Actinopteri, Pomacentridae. The record is from RefSeq and is a predicted model, not a curated record. The transcript is spliced from 2 exons. Gene Ontology annotation, biological process: regulation of transcription by RNA polymerase II. Bases 8 to 901 code for a protein of 297 amino acids. Gene Ontology annotation, cellular component: nucleus.
GGUGAUAAUGACUUCCUAUCAGGAGUUAACGGCCGAAGGGGAGACUAGCCCUCUGCUCACAGGCUGCUGCUGCCGCCGAGCGAAAGAGGUCAUAAACCGGGACCUGGACGGCGAGUCUCAUCCGCAACUCGGCUUUCGUGGCGAGGAGGGGACACUGGAGGUGGAAGGAUUUUACUCCCCGCUUCUGUGCACUUCUUCGGACAGCCCUCCUCCACCUCUCCCACAAGCUCCGGAGGGCUUCUCGGCACCGGCCUGCCCCCACUCGUCCCGUGUCCCCUGGCGGUGCAGGGCGCGGGGGCAGGGCUCUCCAGGACGAGGAUACUGCGCGUCAAACGACGACGCGCGGCGCUGCGCUUUUGGGUCACUCGCGGAACAAUUUCAACUCUAUUCUCACGGCGACCCCGAGAUUCACGUCGCCGUGGGAAGUUCGGUCAACUCGGACUGUAGCGAUUCGGACGGAAGGAGUAAAACUUUUGGGUGGAUGAGAGUGAAAAGGAGUCGGCAGCAAGCGGCCAGGAUGCACAUGACCUGCGGGUUCAGUCUGGUUGGCUCGGGCCUCGGCGUGGCAGAGGCUGGGAGCGGCAGCGCCUUCACGGACGCUCCUCCGUCGGUGAACGGGGCCCCGAGGACCAGCUACAGCACCAAGCAGCUGACCGAGCUGGAGAAGGAGUUCCACUUCAACAAGUACCUGACGCGGGCCAGGCGGGUGGAGGUGGCCGGAGCCCUGCAGCUGAGCGAGACGCAGGUGAAAGUUUGGUUUCAGAACAGACGCAUGAAGCAGAAGAAAUUGCAGAGAGACGGGCUGAUCCGCGACCCGAGGCCCGCGGCUGCGCACUCGCACGGCGGAGGAGCAGGAAGCACUCUGGACACCUGCCCCUCUCCCGGACCGACCUCUCCCUAAAAGAAAAAGAAAAAGGGAAGACAGUACAGAACACCUGCCUCCCCCUCUCCCCCCUCCACCUCCUGAACUGAACACGCAAGGAGCUGCGUCGUGCGUUGCGCGGCAGCCUGCAGAUGUUUUGAUUCGCGUUUGCAUCGGUUUCAAUCAGGCUUCACCUUUAUUUGCUUACCACGAUGAAUGCUCGUCGCAAGAAGCGCGAUGGCAAGUUUCUUCAUGCAAGAGCGGCUGAAAACGAUUUGUCAUCCUCCCCCGGCCUCAGACUGGCGCUCUGAUUUGAAUAUUAAAAUCCAAGUCAUUCCAUUGCGCUCCUGCCUACACAAUGUAAACGAGGAUACAAAACGUAUAUUAAUUGUGCAUAGAAGCGGUGGCUCAUUUGCUUAUUUAUUUUGGACAAUUUAUUCAGGAACUGACUUUACGUGAAUAUAUUUAUUCAGCAGGGCACGUGCGUAUCGCGAGUUUUGUUUCAAAUGACAAAUUAUUAUUAUUAUUAUUUUAUUUAUUUAUUCAAUGAUCAGGCUAUAUGUGGGGAUAUUUAUUUUAUUGAAACAGAAAGACAAUCCUUUUGAGUAACUUUUUGGACAUUUUUUAGUAUCAGAUGAGUGCUGCUGCCUGCGUGGAGCUUUAUUUCUCUAUUUAUUUGUGUCUGACAGCCCACAUUUGAGCAGAAAUGCACCUGUUGUAGCUUUUAACACGCAUGUCAGCAUCCUGCUGUUAAUCUCCAGUACUGCCCUGCCUCGAUUUCUUUGGUUUUCAUUAUCUUCCAUCCACGCAAAGAUUAAAAUGCCAUAAUUGAGGCAUCGACUUAUUGGAGAGUAUCGAUCCGCAGUGAUCCAUCCGCAAAUCUUUGAGCAAAUCCGCAUGCAUCUGUGACUGCACGUUAAUGGAAUGUAGAAACACCACGAUCGGGAGUUGUUGUCUCUUUUUAUUACCCUUAUACAUGCAUCAGAAAAUGACAAUUUAGCUUGAACGCUCAUGCGGGAGAGCAGACAAUAAAACCCAUGCCUGCGCCUGUUUUGCGCAUCAGCCAAUAAAAGUGCGUGGCCCCAGCAGCUAAAUACUCCUUCCAGACUCCCAUCUCAUCUCAUAUAAAGUAAAUGGUAGUAAACACGGCUCUUAAACACUGUUAGGGUCCCGGUAUUGUGUUUUAUUUUAUUUAUUUUUUUUAGCAUGUUAAUGUCUCUUUUAAUAUCAGGAUAUGGGCCAUGAGCUACAUUAAUUUAAUGUGGGGGAAUAUUUUUGUUAAGCUUUCAAUUAGCCUGUAUGGGAAGGUUUCUGGAUGCAAAAUUUAUAUUAAUCUUAACAGAGGAAUUAAAAUUGGCUGUUGCAGAUUAGAGCAAAAGUGCAUCAAUAAUACUGAAUUAAUUGGGUUUGCUCUUAACCUUUAACAGGUGUCCUGCAAAUAAAAUGCUGCAGAAUUCUAUAAAAAAUAAGACAACUGCAGCUCCGUAGAAGCAGAAGUGGACAUGAAGGCUGCAAGGCCAAGCUAAUGUAUGCACUCACACCAGAGUUCACCCCUCACCUCCUGACCUUUGUCUUGCCUCGGGACAACAGUGACCCGGUCAGCGGCUCAGAUAGAGAAAGAUGCACCAUUAAUUUGGGUGACCUCCAAGUCUGAGCUUUUUCUUUAUUUCAUUUUCUCCCUUUCCCCCCCUCAACAAGCAGCUCCGAACGCCUUUGUUCCGGUGGUGGGUUCUCUGUGUCCACACAGCCAUAUUUCAUCGAGCUGAAUAGAAAGGCGACCAGGCCAUAUGAUAAUUGUUCAUAUUAUAAUUCCAUACCAGGCCAGAUAAUGCAUUUUUCCUCUCCUUACACCUAGAGCUAACCUAAUUUUUGCCCUAUCUCUUAUUUUAAUGAGCCAACAAAUGCACUUCUACUGGCUCACUUUAUAAACUGGAUAAAGGAGUCUUUUCAUCCAAUAGUUUUUUUUUUUAAAUACAAAACUACAGACUUUUUUUUAAAUAGCAAAGCUGAAAAAUUAAAGUUACUUGAGCAUUCUUAGUACUAUUCCAUGCCAGAGGCAGCAUAAACAAAAUUUGGAGCAGCCAUUCAUUAGAUGCUCACAGCUUAUUUAUUUCAUGCAUAUUGGCUUGAAUAAUUUUUAAGAACACACAUUAAUCCCCUCCAAACAAUAUCUUUUAGAAUGUUCCCCUCAUGAAUAUUAAACGACAGCUCGGAAGGAAUAAAAGUUCAAACUUAAAGCAGAAAAGCUGACAUGUAAAAGUUUUUUUCCCCCCUAAUUGAUACUAAUAAUUUUACAUUCAAACAGGACUAAAAUGUGCUGAGCCCAGUUCAUUUUUUACAUUUGCAUCUAAACAAAACACACACCAUUAAGGUCGCCUUCCUCUAAACAAAAUAGUGCAAAGUGGAAUGUUUAACAAAACCAUCAAAUGUGUUCGUCUUUUUAAUGCAAAGUGUGUGAAGGUUACGAGGUUGACGAUGAGGACAAUGAUGUUGAACUAAUGCGAUGAUGAAGCCUGCGACUAUAAAAUUGGUCUCUCAUGUCCACUGUUCCCACUGAGAAGUGUGUUGCGUUGACCUUAUUAGAAACUCUUUUAUCAUCUGUGCAAAUAUGUUCCCUUGCCACGGGGCUUCUGUUACAGGUUGCAAUGUGUGCAGAGGAUGCUUGCAGCAGGUGUGCACUCACACUUCUUUUUUAACUUACUUAAUCACUGUUUUUACCCUGUAACAGAUUCACUCACAAAUACUGUUUAAGCAGGAGUACAAACACUGUGUUAAAGCAAAAACCUAUUGUGAAUUAUAAGGUUGGGGUGAAGGGGUAGGGGGUAAAAGGAGCUGAUUUAUUUUGUGUGAACUACGACUUUAAUUUUAUUCCGUGGCAGCUUCAGCAUUUGCGUCUCAAUUGAUGAAAGGAGAAGUGCAUUGUUUGUUCAGACCUGACAUUUAGUUUGAGAGCAUUUGAGUGUGACUCUGCUCUGAUGAAUCUGUGCUCUUCUGUAAUUCCUUCCUGAAGAUGUACGGGUGGGUUCACGAGACUGACAGCUGUGCAGCGUCUCAUCGUACACGUGGAGAGUAAAAGCCAAAAUAACUCCGAUCAAAAUGUAUUACUGCUGAAUGUGUUGACAAUGAAUGAGCUGAAAUUUUCCUCACCUUCAUUUUCUCUCUUCCCUUCAUUUAAAGCAUUAAUUUCUCACGAUGAAACCCAAAAAAAAUCUACUUUAUUCAACUAAUUUGUUUAAAUCAUUGAGAAACACAUUUAUUUUAAACAAUUAUUUGUCAAAUUAAAGCUCCUUUCUACAUUUAGAAAAUAAUAAAAACACUCCUGAAUACAAAACUCAAAAGUGAGAUAUCAAAGUACAUCCGGUGGAGUAUUAGCACAUGAUGAAUGAGACUAUCGACAGCCUGUAUUUUCCUCUGUAUUCGAGUGCAAGUUAGCUGAUGUGGGCAGCUGUUAGAGUUCUCCUGAGGAUUAUUGCGUGGCAUGAGGGAUGAGAGGAACAUAUGCAUCGUACGGAAUGCCGUACAUUACAUUUUAAAUGAACACAUAUAAGUGGGUUCCUUCUGAGCUCAUUGUAAUUAAUGCUAAGUUGACCUAAAAUUAACUUAAUGCAUAUUAUGCAUGUAAUAUCCUCACCGGAGCUCAGGGGAAUGAAACCAAUUGAUCACGUUAAGCUCUUUCUAACUCUGUGUGAAGCACUUACAGAUAACUCUGUUGUUGUUGUGAUUAUUUGAAUGUUCUCCUCCCUUUUUACAUUUUUCUGCUCGUCUGAUUUUACUGUUUUUCUUUAUUUGCAAAGACUUUCAUGCACUAUUACUCUUUAUGAUGGGUCUCAUUCACACAUUUGACUACCAAACCAAUUGCGCAUCUGAAAAAAAAAGUUGAAAUGAAGCGCACCUGUCUGUGUGUGCCGGGGCAUGUUGGGAUGCCCUGUGUACAAUUACACAAAUAUGUGUUUGGUUUCCUAGGUGCUACUAAUAAAGCGCUGAGAAAA